Gracilinanus agilis (Agile Gracile Mouse Opossum) is the source of this 1734-nucleotide messenger RNA. It is a transcript of the gene SNX21, whose product is annotated as sorting nexin family member 21. The record is from RefSeq and is a predicted model, not a curated record. Gene Ontology annotation, molecular function: protein binding; phosphatidylinositol phosphate binding. NCBI's taxonomy places the organism in Eukaryota, Metazoa, Chordata, Mammalia, Didelphimorphia, Didelphidae. The transcript has 4 exons. Gene Ontology annotation, cellular component: early endosome membrane. Bases 83 to 1201 code for a protein of 372 amino acids. Gene Ontology annotation, biological process: protein transport.
CACCCCCCAACUGCCGGACAGACAGUCGGGUUGAGAACGCUGCAGCCUGCAGCCCUGGUGCCUAGAGACUCUCGGGGGCACCAUGGCCUCUCGCCUUCUGCACCGCCUCCGGCACGCCCUAACCGGAGAGGGCUCGGGAGAGCCGACCCCAAGCGCAGAGGCCGAGGAAUUCCCGGAGAGCUCCGAGCUCGAGGAGGAUGAUACCGAAGGCUUAUCCACACGCCUCAGUGGCACCCUGAGCUUCACCAGCACUGAAGAUGAUGAGGAGGAAGAGGAAGAGGAGGAAAACGGGGAUCCCCUGGGAUCAGGGGCUGCCCUGGGCCGAAGGCUUAAGAGUCCUGGAGAAGACAGCCCGGGGGAGGAUGGAGAUCGGAAUCCCCCCUCAGAUGGGCCCCGAGGCAGUAACCUCUUGACUCGACAACUGCAGGACUUCUGGAAAAAGUCAAGAAGUAACCUGGUACCUCAGCGGCUGCUCUUUGAAGUGACCAGUGCCAACGUCAUCAAUGAGCCACCCUCCAAGUACGUGCUCUACACCAUCGCCCUGAUAGGCCCUGGGCCACAGGAACAUGUGCCAGCCCAAAUUUCUCGGCGCUACUCAGACUUUGAACGACUACACCGACAACUUCGACAGCAGUUCCGUGGUCCCAUGGCUGCAGUUUCCUUUCCCCGAAAACGCCUACGGCGGAAUUUUACUGCUGAGACUAUUGCCCGACGAAGUAGGGCCUUUGAACAAUUCCUGGGGCACCUGCAGGCUGUGCCUGAGCUUCGUCAGGCACCCGACCUCCAGGACUUCUUCAUUCUGCCCGAGCUGCGACGAGCACAAAGGCUUACUUGCACAGGCCUCUACCGUGAGGCCCUUGGGCUCUGGACUAAUGCCUGGCACCUACAAACCCAAUUGGGCACUACAGUAGGUGCCCAUCGGACGCUGUUGACAUUGGUAGGCCUAGCUGUGUGCCACCAAGAGCUGGAGCAGCCCAGUGAGGCUCGGUUGAGUUGUGAGCAGGCUCUUCAGCUGCUGGAGGCUAGUGAUUCCCAUCCGCUGCUGGGACCUUUUCUUGAGGCUCAUGUUCGUCUCUCCUGGAGGCUUGGCAUUGACAAACGACAGUCAGAGGCCCAGCUCCAGGCCCUUCAAGAAGCUGGCCUCACCCCCAUUCCACCCCCCAGCCUAAAAGAACUGCUUAUCAGGGAGGCUCUGGACUAAAUGGCCUUUCCCUCUAUCCUGACAGGGAUGUUUGGUGAGAAGCUGUGGGAAUAGAGACUGAAAGGUAUCCAAAAAAAGGAUGGUGGGAAGUAGAUUCUAGGAUCAUAGGAUUCAGAUGAGAUCUUAGAGAUUCUUUAGUCUAACCCCUCUGGAUCUAUUUCCUUCUCUAUAAAAUGGUAUAUAAUUUGUCCCAGGUUACACAGGGUAUUCAGUAGCAGACCUCAAAUUUGAACCUAGGUUUCUUGGACUGUGGACUCAUUUCCUUUCAGCUUCUGUCACCAUUUUGCUAUGCCCUUGACCAGCCUAGUGUAGCUGUGGUCAGCCUUACCUGUAGGUGGCAGAGAUGGGAAUCAGAGAUGUCUACCAUAUCUCAAUCAAGGAGCAGCCAUGGGCUUCUCCCCAGGUUAAGUCCACUGCCACGACUCCAUCCAUUCUCCCUUUCCUGUCAACUUUGAGGGAUAGUUCCCUCAAAAAGCCAAGAGUGGUAGAGCAACUGCUCUAGCCAAGAAGAAUAAAAAAGUUGACUCCUCCAA